UUCUGCGCUUUCCCACAGUUUAAAAGCCUUCCCAUCCUCCCCCUUGAUCACAAACACAUCGAUUUCUCCGACGAACGAACAUCACAUUAUUUUGAGUUUUUUAUUCUCACAAAAUGGCAGUGAAGAAGAGUGUGGGAUCACUGAAAGAAGCAGAUCUGAAAGGGAAGAGAGUAUUCGUGAGAGUUGAUCUGAACGUUCCAUUGGAUGACAACUUCAAUAUUACUGAUGACACCAGAAUCCGAGCUGCUGUUCCUACCAUUAAGUAUUUGAUGCAACAUGGAUCUCAUGUUAUUCUUGCCUCUCAUCUUGGUCGUCCAAAAGGUGUCACUCCAAAAUACAGCUUGAAGCCACUUGUACCAAGACUGUCAGAGCUAUUGGGACUUGAGGUCAAGAUGGCAGAUGAUUGCAUUGGUCCAGAAGUUGAGAAGUUGGUUGCCGAAAUACCAGAAGGAGGAGUUUUGCUGCUGGAAAAUGUGAGAUUCUAUAAAGAAGAGGAGAAGAAUGAACCCGAGUUUGCAAAGAAGCUGGCGUCUCUUGCAGAUUUGUAUGUCAAUGAUGCCUUUGGGACUGCACACAGAGCACAUGCUUCCACAGAAGGGGUUGCUAAGUACUUGAAACCGGCAGUUGCUGGAUUCCUUAUGCAAAAGGAACUUGACUAUCUUGUCGGAGCUGUAUCAAAUCCACAGAAGCCAUUUGCUGCCAUUGUUGGUGGUUCAAAGGUUUCAAGUAAGAUUGGCGUGAUAGAGUCACUUUUGGAGAAGGUUAACGUGUUAUUGCUUGGUGGAGGUAUGAUCUUUACUUUCUACAAGGCCCAAGGAUAUUCUGUUGGAUCCUCACUUGUGGAGGAGGACAAGCUUGAUCUAGCAACAUCACUUAUUGAAAAGGCAAAGGCAAAAGGUGUAUCUUUAUUGCUUCCUGCUGAUGUAGUGAUAGCAGACAAGUUUGCUGCUGAUGCCAACAGUAAGAUUGUUCCAGCAUCUGAAAUUCCUGAUGGCUGGAUGGGGUUAGAUAUUGGACCUGAUGCUAUCAAGUCUUUUGCCGAAGCUUUGGAUACCACCAAAACUAUCAUCUGGAAUGGACCUAUGGGAGUGUUUGAGUUUGAAAAAUUUGCUGCUGGAACAGAGGCUAUUGCGAAAAAACUGGCAGAGCUUAGUGGAAAAGGAGUAACAACAAUCAUAGGGGGUGGUGAUUCUGUUGCCGCCGUUGAAAAGGUGGGGCUAGCAGACAAGAUGAGUCACAUUUCAACUGGAGGGGGUGCCAGCUUGGAGCUUCUGGAGGGGAAGCAGCUUCCUGGGGUGCUUGCCCUUGAUGAUGCUUAAGCAAUAUUUAUGCUCUUCCCUCUUCCGCUUUUUGCAACUGUUCUGUUUGAAUUUUGUUAGUAGCGGAUUAAGAUGAGUGUUAAAUAGAGGGUGUAGAGACGUGGAUCAAACUGUAAUAAGCGUAUGCUGGGCUCUCAUUUUGUGGCAGUACAGGGCGAAGUGUACUCUGCUUUUUGAGAAUAAUACAGAUCUUUCCAGUGGUUGAUGCCUGUAGCUUAGUUACUGACGAAUUACUGGUUUGUUAGUCGUAUACUAUAAUGGUCUAUGAGAGUAUUUCCGCACCGUACUUUAGUUUUA
This is a messenger RNA of Nicotiana attenuata, 1616 nucleotides long. RefSeq names its product phosphoglycerate kinase, cytosolic-like. The transcript has 6 exons. Bases 114 to 1319 code for a protein of 401 amino acids. Gene Ontology annotation, biological process: gluconeogenesis; glycolytic process. The record is from RefSeq and is a predicted model, not a curated record. NCBI's taxonomy places the organism in Eukaryota, Viridiplantae, Streptophyta, Magnoliopsida, Solanales, Solanaceae. Gene Ontology annotation, molecular function: phosphoglycerate kinase activity; ADP binding; ATP binding. Gene Ontology annotation, cellular component: cytosol.